Molecule: messenger RNA, 13085 nt
Organism: Etheostoma cragini (Arkansas darter)
Lineage: Eukaryota; Metazoa; Chordata; Actinopteri; Perciformes; Percidae
Gene: akap9
Product: A kinase (PRKA) anchor protein 9
Exons: 56
Coding region: 200-12607 (4135 amino acids)
Biological process (GO): signal transduction
Molecular function (GO): molecular adaptor activity
Source: RefSeq, a predicted model, not a curated record
UCAUAGUUGCGUCUCAUGUUUACGUGUAAAACAUGGCGGCGGAAUACCAACAAGGAGACAGCACCACCUAGUAAAUGCGACUGGCAGCAAGCUGGAAGACAGACGAGAGACAUAUUUAACCGUUAGUUUUUUAUAUUGUUCUUGCCGAUAUUUCGCAUCAAGAAGUUUCCCUCUUGUUUCAGCCACAGGGACCGCGGUGAUGGAAGACGAGGAGAGGCAAAAGAAGCUGGAGGCCGGCAAAGCAAAGUUGGCUGAGUACCGCCAGAGAAAAGCUCACGCUGACUCCCAGAAGAAACAGAAAAAGAAGAAGAAAAAGAAGCCGGGAGAAGACUCUGAGGGGGAUUCGCAGGGAAAGGUGGAGGUCGAGCCAGACCAGUCUGUGGGGGGAGAGGAGGUCUCAGGCCAAGGAAGAGAUGGAUCACAAGAAGGGACAACCACAGAGUUCACCUACGCCAGGACGCUGCGGAGUGGAGAGACUGUCAAGCAUAACCAGACCUACACCAUAGAGCCGGAAAGUGAAGUGUCCACUACUGCUGAAGAUUAUUCCACAGAGGUAAAUGGGUGCCAUGAUGAAAUGACAGAGAACCUAAGGAUGCCUUCGAAUGAUUUUAUUUGGGAGGAAGGGGAGCCCCUGCAACAGGUGACAAAAGGAGGUACAAUGGAGGAUGCACUCGCCGCCAAGACCCAGGCAGUGGAGGAGCUGAGUCAAGAGCUUGAAGAAAUCAGGGCUGCCUUUGGCACUGAGGGAGUGCAGCAGCUGCAAGACUUUGAGGCUGCUCUGAAGCAGCGAGAUUGCAUCAUCACCCAGCUCACAGCUAACCUUCAGCAGGCUCGUGAAGAGAAAGACGAGAUCAUGAAAGAAUUCCUGGAACUGACAGAGCAAAGCCAAAAACUACAUAUUCAGUUCCAGCAGCUGCAGGCGGGUGAAACACUGAGGAACACCAGCCACAGCAGCACAGCAGCUGAUCUUCUGCAGGCCAGGCAGCAGCUCAUGCAGUACCAACCACAGCUGGAGGAGCUCCAGCACAAGCUCAUUGAGAUGGAGAUGUCAGGGAGAAAAUCAGAAGAAUCAUUCAAACAAAGGAUAAAUGAAAAUGACCUGCUAAUUGCUGAACAAGAAAAAGUUAUUUCAGGUCAGAAGCAGUCGCUGACGGAGUUAAGGAUAGCGGAGGAGUCUUUUGCACAAACACUAAAAGAGAAAAAUCGGUUAAUUUCAGAGCAAACCGCAAUAAUAGCAGAACAUGAGCUGUCAUUAUCCCUGCUCAGAGAGGAACUUGCUCAUGUAGGACGGACUACUGAUGAAAAUAUUAAAGACCCAUCCGAUGAGAAAGACCUGAUUAUAGCAGAGCAAGAGAGAGUCCUUUCAGAACGCGACUGCUCUCUGACUCAACUUGAGGAUGAGCUGGAGUCUUCUGAAAAAAGCCUUCGUGACCUCCAACAGCGAAUGGCUGCAAAAGAGUCGGAGCUUGAAAGAUGCAUGGAUGAGUUGGAGAGUAGUAAGUCUCAUUUAGAAAGCUGUAAAAGAGAAAUAGAGAGUUGUAAAUUGGAAUUGGAGAGAGAGCGAGUGGAGUUCAAAAGCUGUAAGGAGGAACUUGCAACCUCCAGACAGAAAGAGCGAAUGUCAUCUAAUGAAAUUAUGCAGCUCAUGGGCACAGUAGAGGACUUGCACAAGCGUUAUCACCAGGGCAGCCUGUCUGGGAGCGACACCAUCCAGCAAAUGCAGGAAAAGACUGUGAGGAAGCUCGAACUUCUCAGGGCAGAGCUGGAUGAGAUGUAUGGCAAGCAAAUAGUCCAGAUGAAGCAUGAGGUUAAUUUGCAGCAUGCAGCGAAAGUGGAGCAAAUAACUGAGCAACAUCGUGCUGAGCUUGAGCUUCUAAAAGCACAAAAACUGUCUCAAAGCUCCACUGUUAGUGUUGAGGUGGACGCACUCAAUGAUAAGAUUAGGGAACUUCAAGAGACAUUAGAACAAUCCCAAGCAAUGCUCGUCAAAACUAGAUGUGAGCUUAACCAAGUCAACCAAGAGAAAUUCAACCUGCAGUCCAAGGUUGAGGAUCUCCUCAAAGAUCUCCGUUGUGCUAAAGAAAAAGUGGAGCAGGUCUCCCACAGUCUUAUCUCUCAGGAAAGUCGAAAAGGAGAACUGCAAUGCCUCCAGGAGACAAUUGACAAUCUGAAGAGCGAGCUGGGUGCUGCUCAGGAAGCGGCACAGGAAGUAGAAAUAAAACAUGAUUCCGAAAUAACCAAUUACAAGAUCAAGUUAGAGAUGCUGGAGAGGGAGAAAGAUGCUGUGCUUGACCGCAUGGCGGAGUCACAGGAAGCAGAGCUGGAACGACUGAGGACUCAGCUUCUGUUUAGCCAUGAGGAGGAGCUAACCCUUCUUAGGGAAGAAUUGCAAAGAGAGGGCUUCCGAAACACAGAAAACCUUCUCAAUGAAGCUGCUAUCAAACACGAGAAAGUGUUGGAUGAGCUGCGCAUUGGUUAUGAAGAAGAGCUGCAUUUGUUACAAAGAGAGAAGGCAAGUUUUGCCACAGAGCGAGAUGAGCUUUUUCACCAAAUUCUUGGACUAAAGGAAGAGCUAAAUCUUGCUUUGCACAGCUCCAAAGCAGAUGUGCUUGUCCAGCAGCUUCAAGAGCUUCAGGUAGAAAUUGAGGAACUGAGAAAGGGAGGAGAAGAACGAGCUCAGUUGGAAAACAAUAUUCAGUCAUUGCUAAAAAAGACAGAGGUGCUUGAAAACCAGACAAAAGAGAAAGAACAGUGUUGGGAAAACAAAUGGAAGGAGCAGGAAUUGGAAAAGGGGACAUUGAUAGAAUCUAGUAACACUUUGAAAGAAGAGUUGGACUCCAAAAUUCUGAAGCUUGAGACUCUCACAGCAGAGAACAAUCAAAUGCAGCAACAAGUACUUAAACUUUAUGAAGAAAUUGAAAAGCAGAGGACUACUUUCUCUUUUGCUGAGAAGAAUUUCGAGGUAAACUAUCAAGAGCUGAAGGAGGAGUACACAUGUCUUAUUGAGGCAAAGACACAGUUAGAAGACAGAACCCUGAAGGAGACACUUGAGUUUGAAGCAAAAAUCACCAGCCUUCAGUCACAGAUUAAGGAGCUAAAGGAGCGCAGCAGAGAUAUCAAAUUGGAGGACACAAGUACAGAUAAAUGGGUAAAUACUGUGAUAGAAAAAGAUACGACUGAACUAAUGGAGAAACUUAAUGUUACUUUGAGUGAGAGGGAAAGCCUGGCUGCGAGGCUUUCCGAAGUUACAGAGCAACUGAUGUUAACAGAGAUCAAAGUGGAGCAGCUGGAAGAAGAGUUGACGAAAGUGAGACAAAUUAAUGUGAAGGUCAUUGCACACAACGAAAGCCUAGGGAAAGAAUUGGAAAAGAAGCAAGAGAUUAUGAGAAAGCAGACCAAGGGGCAUUCUGCCCAGAGAAAAGCUAAGCUCCAGCAAGAAGAACAAGCCGUUGAGCCAGUUUGUUCUUUUGAGGAUCAUCACCUUCAGAUUCAAUCUUUGCAAGAGUCCUUCUUGCAGACAGCUGAAUCUGAGAGAGACAGCUUUCGGCAAACCCUGGAGCUCCAGAGGCUUUCACAGACUCCAUCUCCAGCGGCAGUCCAAUCCUCGGGGGAGGGACCUGUUGAAGAAAAAUCCACCCUGCACAAGCCCACAGCCUCAGGGUCAAGCAGGCGCAAGAGACGGCAGAGGUCCAAGCAGGAGCGUAAAUUGGGCACCGCUCUUUCAGACUGCAGAGAAGAAAAACAAAGGGAGGAGGUAGAGGAGCUAGUGGGGGAGGAAGAGAGAGCAACAAGUGCUGCAGAGCAGGAGAUGCAGCCUCAGAUGGAGAGCCAGGUUAUGUCAUGUUCACAAGAGAGCACCGGUAAGGAGGACUCCAUUGAUGGGUACUCAGGAGACGGAGGCAAAGACCACAUCAACAAACGGGUGAGAGGACAUGGGACGGGCCACCACACUGAGUCUGCCGUGUGUCAGGGAGCAGAGGAAGAGGGAGCAGAGGAAGAGGGACAGACUACUGAGCAUGAUAAGUGCAGGCUGCGCAUGGAGGCCACGCGCAUCAGCCUGUCUCAGAUCCACGCCGCCCAGCUCGAGCUGCUGCAGGAGGAUUCGGACGCUCGCACACACACUCUGGAGCUGAAACUGCAGAACCUGAAAGAUCACGAUGAGCCUAAAAUCCUCAAAUUUCACAACAUGUUACAAGCCGUGUCCGAAGAAUGCAAUGAUAUCAUUCAGGAUUUUAAAAAGCUGUUUGGUGAAGAGUUUUUGGAGAGGGCUGCUGCAGAAAGCGGGCCUCCCCCUUCAGUGGACAGACCAGAAACUAUUGAAUCCACCUCCAUUGUACUGCACGCCAGAGAGCUCUACAUAGAUCUUCAGCAGGUGAGAGAGAAGAUUGAGCAGGAACAUUAUCGACUGUCACAGCUCCAGACUCUGCUGAGGACUGAUGGGAACAAGAUGAGGGAGCUGCAGCUGGCAUAUGAGAACUUAAAGAGCAGCAGUGAGAAGGAGAUCUCUGACCUGCGUGUGCAGAUUUCCAGCUUAAACCCUUCUACAAGCAAAGAUCUGGAGGAGCAGGCCGGUGCACCCGCUACCUUCCCUACCAAGGAAUUACAGAGGCUGAAGGCUGAAGAGCAAGAGAAGCAGCUCCAGCUGGAGGAGAGUCACAGGCAAGAGAUGGAGCGUCUCCGAGCUCACUACCAGCAGCAGGCCACUGAGAGUGAGGAGCGAUACGCCAUCGAGCUCUUCAUGCUGCAGCAGCGCCUGCAGGAGGUCACAGGCACUCAGUACCACUACAGUGCUCCAGAGUCCAGCUGUGAGAGGAUGGAGGAGCAUGGAGAUGAACUAAAGGUUUGGCUGGAUCUUGGUGAAGAGGAACUGUCAGAGGGAGGUGUGGUAUUGCGCUGGCCUGUCAGGUCUGCAGACCUGACAGCACAGCUGCAGGCACUGAGGAAAGCUCUCUACCACAAAUAUGUCCAAGAAGUAGCUGCUCUCAAAGAGCAGCACAACAGAGAGCUGAGGAGACUUACUGAAGAAAAGAAACAGCAGAAGAUAACAGAGGAGCGUCAAGAGAGGAGAGGAGGGAAAGAGCAGAAUCUCAAUGGUAUAAGCCGCGGUGGAGACUCCAGUGAGAGCCUCACGGCAGUUGGGCAGCUUGUGCUGGAAGACAGACAACACUGGGAGAGGGUGGAGGAAGAAGUAGCCAAGGCCAUAGUUCAGAUGUCAGUGGAGUUUGCACAGCAGAUUGAGCUGGCUCGUAUCAACAAGCGUGCCUGCCAGAGAAGCGCCUCCAUGCAGACCCGGUCAGAUAAAGAGGAGGUGGAGGAGAUGGAGAAUGAGGAGCGGAUGACUCCCAGAGCUCCUCUCACCUCAGGCUCCUGGCUGGGGGAAGUGGAAAAGGAGAGACUGGAGAGAGAGCUGGAGGACAGGGAUGCUGAGAUCAGAAAGUUGAAAGAGGAGCUCCAGAAAACUGAAUCAGGACAUGAGCAGGCAUUAAAGAAGGGAAACAGCCAAGAAGAAGUUGAGGAAGAGGAAGAUCCCGGCGGGCCGGAAAUAAAGAAGGCUGGUAGAGGCAACCUGUCAUCACAAGAGGAAAGAGAAUCCUCUAAUAAGGACACUGAAAGAAACAUCCUGCGUGCGGCCAAUGAGAAACUUAGUCAGGUGCUGGUUGACGUCCUGAAGACUACUGCAGCAGCGGAGGAAACGAUGGGGCUCCACAUGCAGAGUCUACGUGAUGCUUCCAGUCGAGGGCAGCAGGCAGCCACGCCCCAUUCUACCACACAGAGCGCUAACGCCGAGCCCGUCAGAUCUUAUGCUGCAGGUCCCUCUGCAGAAAUUUGCCAUGGCAGCGAGGCCGCCGCAGACAACGUGAGUCUGUGGUCUGGGGAGACAGAGGCUGGCGAGGGUCUGGAGGUGUCCCAGCAGAUGAUGGACGACCUGCUGCACGGGGCGGGGACACAGCUAGAGAAUGAGGAGCUUUUAAUGGGCAUAAGCAGACGACUCCAAACUGCUCUGGAGAAGAUGUUGAUGGCCAUCAACGACACCACCAACCAGCUUGAACAUGCCAGGAUGACCCAGACUGAGCUGAUGCGUGAGUCCUUCCGCCACAACCAGGAGAUGAACGAACUGAUUCAGAAGCAGGAGGAGCUGCAGGAACGGUUGUCUGAGGAGGCCCGGGCACGGGAGCAGCUGGCUCUGGAACUUCACCGGGCUGAGGGUCUGAUUGAUGGCUACACGGGUGAACGGGCUGUGCUGGAGGAGCAGUUGCGUCACAAGGAAGAGCUUCGUCUGAGCCUUGAGCAAGAGCUGCAGGUGACAGGUAGCCGGCUGCAAGAGUUGGAGAACGAGAGGCUUCAGAUGCAAGAGGAGCGGGCGCUGCUGUCACGGCAACAAGACGCCAUGAGGGAGAAUGCCGGGCCCCGUGAGCUUCGCCUAGUUGAAGCUGCAAUGGUUGCAGCACCUGAAGCAGACCUUCUGGAGGAGACGGAAAAGCUGAUGAAGGAGAAGGUGGAGGUACAGCGUCAGGCGGAAAAGGAAAAUGCCGACCUCCUGAAGCAGGUGAAGCUCCUGGAGGUGGAGCUGGAGGAGCAGGUCAACAGAGUGAUUGAGCUGGAGCACGCUCAGAGCACAGAGAGCGGAGACCUCCUACAACAGGUCCAAGCUCUGGAGAAACAGCUGGAGAAGAACCGGAGGUUCCUUGAUGAACAAGCUGUGGACCGAGAACAUGAGAGGGAUUUCUUCCAGCAGGAGAUCCAGAAACUGGAACAACAGCUGAAGAAUCCACAGAAGCUUCAGGCUGGCUCUGAGCAAAGAAACCGAGAGGUGGAUGGAGUAAGCUCUAAGGUGGACCAGCUGACCUCGCAGCUAAAGGAGAAGGCGGAUUGGUGCAGUGAGCUGCUGCUCAGCUCAGAGCAGCUGCGUCGUGAUUUGGGAGAGCGUGACGAAGAGAUUGACAAACUGGAGAGCCGCAUCCGCGAACUGGAGCAAGCCCUGCUAGCCAGCGCUGACUCCCUGGAGAAGAUUGAACAUAAAAAGCAGCAUGCAUCCAUCACAGAGGCAAAACACUCCACACUGGAGGCUCAGUUACAGACAGAAAGAGAAGCUCUGGAGCGGAAAGAGAAAGAGAUCAGUAACCUGGAAGAGCAGCUGGAGCAGUUCAGAGAAGAGCUGGAGAACAAGAGCGAGGAGGUGCAGCAGCUUAACAUGCAGCUGCAGAUCCAGAGGAAGGAGAUUAGCAGCCAGCAGCAAUACCUAGAAACCAGGGAUAGCAUGCUCCAGGUGAUGGAGGAGAAGGACAGGGAAAUAGCUCUUCUUAAUGAACAGAUCACUAGGCUCCAACACAUGGAAACAGCCUCUGAUAACAAGGAGAUUGAGGGGAGGGAUGAGCUGAUUAAAGACCUGGAGUCCCAGGUGGAGUGCCUGCAGAGCGAACAAGAAACCUUAAAGAGGAAUAAUGACGAGGAGCUCGACCAACUAAAUGCAGUCAUAGACAGACUUCAGCAAGAGCUGGCCAAUAUCGAGCAGAAGCAGGCUACAGAGGAAGAUGAGGACACCAAGGCUGAGACAGAAACCGCUAUAUGGAGGCCAAGUAAAGAGGAAUACGAUGAAAUGAAGCAGAGAAUGGACCUAGCCACCAAAGAGGUCAAUACACUCAAAGCUGAGCACAGUAAGCUGUUGGAGACAUACCUGCGCUUGAAAGAGAGUGCAGAAGCUUUAGCUGAUACAGAAAAACUGGAGAGCUCAGAAGGCGAACUUGAAGAAGCUCUCAGAGAGAAAACGGCAGGCUUUGUAGUCAUGCAGGCCCAAGUACAAGCUUUAGAGCAGAGUGCAACAUCCAGAGUGGAAGAGUUGGACCUCCGCAUCCAGGAGCUCGAGGACGUGGUCGAUGAAAAGGACUGUGAAUUAAGCCGCUGUCGCCUCCUUGUGGAGCAAACACAAAGCUCUUCAAAUGGUCUCCAACAAAGGGUCUCUAAUCUAGAGGACAAUCUGAGGGAGAAACUGGCUGCCGCACUUGUCAGCCAGGCCACACUGGAGGCCUUCCAGCAACAUCAGUCACAAGGAUCCAAAGAAGACCAGGAGCAGCAGGCACAUGCUGAGCCACAUGUCUUUGACUUUGGUGACUUUGGUAUUCCUCAAAUGGAUUUAAGUAGAAUCGGCCAAGCGAGACAAGUUCCAACAGGGAAGGUGGUCCAUCUGACCCAGAGGCUUCGGGAGCUGGAGGUGGGACUCAGUGGGAUGCAGAAAGACCAGGAGCUCCAGAAGCAGCUGCUCUCUAGCUCUGAGGAGGAGGUGCUUGAGUAUGAGAGGAGGCUGGCCGUGCUCAUGGAUCUGCUCAGUCAGAUGAAGGCCAGGACACACCAGAGGACAUCACCGGCUGUGGGGGGGUCCUCUGCUGCUGAGAGACCGGCUGCUGUGUCCGAGCUUCUCCAGGAGUUCCAGGAGGUCAAAGAUGAGGCCUCGGCCACCAAAGAGCAGCUCAGCAGCUACAAGGAGAGCUGUAGCAGAUUCCAGGAGGAGCUCCAAGACAAAACUGUUACAAUAGAGAGACUACAGGACCAACUUCAAAAGGUUUCAUCUGGAAACCGUGAGGAGACCAAUGUGUCUGAGCUUCAACAGGAGUUAAAGAAGGCUCAAAAUGAGGCAGCUGCGGCCAAAGAGGAGUUGAACAGCUGUAAGGAGAGCUUAGAGAAGCUCCAGGAGCUGCUGCAGGAGCGGGAAAUGGACAUCGCUCACCUUAAAGGAGAACUUUUUAAAGUACAAGCUGAAGAAGACAAAGCAAAUAUGGCAGAGCUUGUCCAGGAGCUGGAGGAGAUCAGAAACAAUGCGGCUUCGACCAAAGAAGAGCUCAACUGCUACAGGCAGCAUAAUGAGAAACUUCUGGAGGACCUCAAAGUCCGUGAAGUUUCCAUUUCAAAACUUAAAGAGGAGUUUCAGGGCCUGGGAAAGAAAAUGGAUACCACCAAAGAAGAACUCAACAGCUACAAGCAGCACAAUGAGAAACUACAGAAGGAACUCCACGUCCGUGAGCUCUCCAUUUCUGAGCUUAAAGAGGAGCUCCAGGAGGUACGAACAGCCUUGAUGAAGACAGCGGAUUCUGGUCUUCCAUCUCCUUCUCCAUCUCCUUCUCCGUCUCCCUCUCCGUCUCCCUCACCUCAGCCUCUUUCCACUACUGCUUCUUCCUCCUCCACCAUCCAACCUAAAAGGAAAGGCGGCAAACAGCAGGCUGCUAAAGGAAGUAGUGCCAAAGAUAAAACAUCUCUCUCCAGAAAAAACGCCACUUCCAGUCAGUCCUCCAACAAAUUGCAUAGAGCUCGACUAAACAGCAGCUCUGAGCAGCAACACACGGCGGUAACACACUCGUUCACACAGACCGAACCUCUCCAAAUGUCUGACCUCUGCCCAGAAAGUGAGUCUGCAACCAAAGACGAGAUGGAGGAGGUGAUCGGAGAGUUUGAAGAGAAGAUUGGACAGAUGCAGGAGCUCCAUGCGGCAGAAAUACUGGACAUGGAGGCUCGGCAUAUUUCAGAGAGCGAGACCCUUCGUAGGGACACACAGGUCCUGGAGGAUGAGUGUAAGGCCCUCAAGGCGGUCAUCGACAAGUUGCGCUCCACAGAGGUGCCUUCCUUAAGACAAGACCGUCCUGCAUCACAGUUCAAAGAUGGCUACACAAGUGACAGCAGCUCAGACUACAGCCAGCGGACUGGAUUUGACUUCCCGAGCUUGCAGCAGGAGUUUCGGACAACUCCAGAGGGUGCCAGGAGAGAGACUGGUGAUCCACUGCCUGACCGGAUCAAGUUGUUGCUCCGUGAGGUACACCAGGAGGGCAUGCAGGUUCUCUCUCUCUCAGAACUCCCUCUCACUGAAGGCGAGCCUGGCAGCCAGUUCGUCGCAGGCUGGGUGAAGGAAAGAGAUGCUUUACUGGCGACUGUGGAGUCUCUCAAAGGCCUCAUCACCCAGAUACAGACACACAGAGAAACACAGACGUCAGGCGGAGUAGACUGGCGCAGUGAGCUGUUGGAUGCAGUGCGGCAGGUGUUUAUGAGGGAGCGCAGCGUGCUGAAGAGUGCCCUCUACAGCCAGUUGGACCUGCUGGACACCAGCGAUGCCAUCAUCCACCUCAAUCAGCUUGAGCACAGACUGGCUGAACAGGACGCCCAGCAUAGCGAGGCGAUGGGUUUGCUGCACACUGCGGACAGGACCAGUCUGAUCUCUGAGAUUCGUCAGCUCCAUGGUCAACUAGAACAACUUCAUCAAGGUGCCCAGCCUGCUGUGUCAGUAGGUGGAGAACAUGGCAUGAAAGAGCAAAGGGCAGGAGGUGGAGCUGAUGGAGCAGCGGAGGCUGACAGGCUUCUGGUGGAGGAGCUGAAGGGUGAACUGUCCCAGACUAAACUGGAGCUGGAGACAACACUCAAGGCUCAGCACAAACACCUCAAAGAGCUGGACACACUCAGGGCAGAGGUAUCGCAGAAGGCUGUUGAGGUGGACGCACUGAACGAUCAUCUGACAGAGGAGAGGAAGAGAAGCAGAGAUCUUCAGUGGGCCAUAGAGAAGGAGAGGUGUCGAACUUUGAAAAACGAGGAGAGUAAACAAGAAGAACUGGAGGACCUGCACCUCAUUCUAGAGGAGCAGAAGAGCCGCAUGGCCCAGCUGAGCCUUACCCUGGAACAGGAGCGCCAGGCUUCGUCUCAGCUCUCCCAAAAGGCCGAGCAGGAACAUCUCAGUCUCCACAGUCGCCUCCAGGAACUCCAGGUCCAGUUGGAGACAGAGCAAGCCAAGGCCCAGGAGAUGAGCACUGCGCUGGAGAGGGAGCGGCAGCUGCGGACGAGUGUGUCCUCUGACCGUGGUCCAUCUAGUGAGCAACGGGUCGAGGAGGAGAGGACGGGGGUCAACGAAGGAGAAAGUCUGCUGGAAAGACUGCAGAAGGAGCUGGAUGACAAACAUGCACAGGUUGUGCGUCUCCUCAGUCAGGUGGAGGCCCAGAAGCUCGAGGUGGUACGAAAAGAGGAGGAGCUGACAUUGGGGAGUCAGAGGUCAAGACGGGACCAUGAGGCGCUGUUGGAAGCCCGGGCCCAGCUGGAGAGCCUGGAAAAACGAAUAUCUGAGGCCCAGGAGCAGCUACAGAGAGAGAUGGAGAAGAGGAAGAGUGUAGAAGAGGAGAAUGAUAGGCUGGAGGAGAGGUUGAGUCAGUUAGGACAGCAGAGAGAAGGGAGAGAGGGGAGCGGACCUCUGCAGGCUGAUGGCCACAGUCAGGCUGUCUGUCACAACAAGUCAACCGACCGCACCAAAGACUGGGUGUUCCGGCAGAAAGGUGAAGACAGCGGUCAGACAGCAAGCUCCGCUGCGUCCCCUAACCUAACAGGUCACACCAGCGGACCACACCAUGGUCCUUGGCACACAGUCGACAAGAUCCUGGGCACACUCCACCUCGUUUCCUCCAAGAUCCACGUCAUGGCAAACAAGACCACUGGCAGGUUGACUGCAGAGGUCGACAGUGAAGAGUUAUCCUGGGUGCAGUCCAAUGUUGAUGAGGUCAUCACUAUGCUGCAGCAAUCCCCGGGUCUACCCUCCGUCCCUGAGAGUGUUUCCCUGCUGGCAGGAGGCUCCUCCAGCUCCUCCAACUCCCUGACGGAGCGACUGCUGAGGCAGAACGCCGAGCUGACGGGUUUCGUGAGCCGGCUGACCGAAGAGAAGAAUGAUCUGAGGAACCACACGCUCCGCUUGGAAGAAGAGCUCCGACGCUACCGGCAGGCUGGACUGGGAUCAGGUGACAGUUUCAGCAGCAGGAGAGGAGUGUCGAAGGCGGACUCUGGGGUUAUGAUACUUUCCCAGGAGCGGGAGGCUUGGACGAGAGAGAAGGUCCGCCUGGAGAAGGCUUUACUUCUGGCCCAGGCCCAAGUGGCCCGACUUCGUGGGGAGAUCAGGACCGACGCACUGCGAGAGAUGACUGGACCUGAGGCUGACAAUGCUGCACUGAAGAGGAUGUAUGGAAAGUACUUGAGAUCAGAAAGCUUCCGCAAAGCACUCAUCUACCAGAAGAAGUAUCUGCUGUUACUGUUGGGUGGCUUCCAGGAGUGUGAGGAAGCCACUCUGUCUCUGCUCUCCAGGAUGGGCGGCCGGCCGUCGCUCCCCAGCCUGGAGUCCCUCAGCCAGCGCCGCCGGGGACUGACGCGCUUCCGCUCGGCUGUCCGAGUCUCUAUCGCCCUCUCCAGAAUGCGUUUCCUAGUGAAGCGAUGGCACAAGGCGACGGGGAUAAGCUCCACAUCCUCCUGCAGCAUCAACAAGAACAGUGCAGGACAGAUAUUAGAUACGGAGGUGAGAGACUCACCGUAUCUUCACCCGGGCAGCGUGGAGAUGUACAGAGAAAGAGGAAGCGGAGGAGUCUCCAGCGGCAGGGGCCGAAGUGGACGUGAAUCCCCCAGAUCGGCUGUCUCCUCACACCACAGGCUUCACAUGGCUGGGGACCCCGGAGCGCUCACCUGUUCCCACCUGCAGAGCUACGACCCCGACCGAGCGCUCACUGACUACAUCUCCAGACUGGAGGCGCUGCAGAGGAGGCUGGGGAGUGUGACAUCAGGUGCUUCUUCCUAUACUCAACUGCACUUUGGCUUGAGAAGAUAAGACGCUGUCAAGUUAUUUUAGCUUGAGAAAACUCAGUUGCCUUUUUCUCAUGCUGAGCGCUAUCUUUCUGGUGUGGACUGUAUCUUUCCAUGUGGACCAAAACACAUUUUUUUACUAGUGUACGACAUGUUAUAUUCAGGCUUUUUGUCGCCCGCACUUGAAAAACAGCUGUUUGUAAAUGAGUCUGCCUCUUUGUUGUGGAUGAGCUACAAUCAUGUAUAUUUGUCUAAUGCUAAUUUAAGACCUUGUGAUUAUUAAUUUAUAUGUUUGUGUUGUAUGGGCGGAGCGUUAGGUAGAGAAUGUUUGGGUUUAUCGUUAAGGAGGCUGCUACUGGAUAUUCUACACUACACUGUGUUUUGCUUAGGCCAGACUACAGAGGACAUUUGUAGAGAACGUAUUUUUGUAAAGCGUAGGAGCUUUGAAAUUUCUGGGUAUUUUGUCAAAAACUGAAAUAAAGAGGACUACAUUAUUUGAAAGA